AUGGCUGAGGCAAAGACCAUGCGAGCAAUCGCCGUGAAAGGAGGCACCGGCCCAGCCGAAGCCCUCUACGUCGACACCAUCCCGGUGCCCACCAUCAGCGGGAACCAGGCUCUCGUCAAGAUCAAAGCCUUCGGACUCAACCGGAUGGACCUGCUGGAACGGGAGGGCAAGUACCCAGUUCCUCCACAGGCGCCCAAGACCAUGGGCGUGGAGUUCUCGGGGACCAUCGCCGCCCUGGGGCCCGAUAGCUGCGCCGAUUUCAAGGUCGGAGACGAGGUCUUCGGUCUCGCGUACGGCGGAGCAUACGCCGAGUUCAUCGCCGUUUCGACCAACAUGCUGAUCCACAAGCCGGCCGAGCUGUCCUGGGAGGAAGCCGCCGGCAUUCCCGAGACAUGGAUCACAGCCACGCAGGCGCUGUACGUAGUCGGGGAGUUCAAAGCUGGGCAGUCAGUCAUGUGGCACGCGGGCGCCUCGUCCGUGUCGAUCGCGGGUAUCCAGCUGGCGAAGGCGGACGGCGCAAAGGCCAUCUACGUGACCGCGGGUUCGGAUGAGAAGGUCGACUUCUGUGUCAACAAGCUCGGCGCGACGGCCGGGUUCAACUACCGCACGCAGGACUGGUCUGCCGAGGUGCUCAAGGCGACCGGCGGCGAGGGCGUGAAUGUCAUCAUCGACUUCAUCGGCGCCGGAUAUUUCGCCGGCAACUUGAACGCUGCGGCUCGCGACGGCCAUAUUGUGAACCUGGCCUUCCUUGGAGGCACGAAAUUGCCCGAGGGUGUCGACAUCUCCGCGUUCCUGCGGAAGAGAGUCCGCUACGAGGGCAGCACGCUGCGCAGCCGCGACGAGAUGUACCAGAAGAAGCUGCGGGAUAUGCUUGUCGAGCAUGCGCUUCCGCGGUUCAAGACGGGAGAGUUCAAGGUCUUCGUGGAGAAGGUGUUCCCCUUCGAACAGGUGGUGGAUGCGCAUAAGUUGAUGGAGAGCAACCAGACCAAGGGCAAGAUCAUCUGUACCAUUUAG
Molecule: messenger RNA, 1014 nt
Organism: Aspergillus terreus NIH2624
Lineage: Eukaryota; Fungi; Ascomycota; Eurotiomycetes; Eurotiales; Aspergillaceae
Product: NAD(P)H-quinone oxidoreductase
Exons: 4
Coding region: 1-1014 (337 amino acids)
Molecular function (GO): oxidoreductase activity
Source: RefSeq, a predicted model, not a curated record